AGUUUAUAAAAUAAAAUCAAUGGUUGUGCAGAGAAGUACGCGGCAACAGUGUAACGGCGAUUUCCCUAAGUUUUCCAAAAAAUAUUUUUUAAAACCAUCAAAUUUGGGAAAAUGUCAGCUGCUCUAAAAUUUACAUCGGGAUUAAGAGAAUUAAGAAUUCAUUUAUGUCAGAAAGGUGCAGCAAGUCAAGGUGUCAGAGAUUUUAUCGAGAAAUAUUAUGUGGAAUUGAAACAGAAUAAUCCCAAAUUUCCGAUACUAAUAAGGGAAUGUUCAGGAGUUCAGCCAAAACUGUGGGCACGAUAUGAAUUUGGUAGGGAGAAAUGUGUAUCUCUUAAGGACCUGUCGGCUGCAGAUGUAUUGAAUCAACUUCAAAAUGUCACAAAGUAAUUUAGUUAAUAAACUGUGGAUAGGUUUUUAAAAGUUAUAAUUUAAAUAGAUCAUUCAAAGAGCAUAUAUAUGUAUCAGGCAUGUUUUCCUACAAUUAAAUAGCAUGAAAGAGA
This is a messenger RNA of Anoplophora glabripennis (Asian longhorned beetle), 500 nucleotides long. RefSeq names its product NADH dehydrogenase [ubiquinone] 1 alpha subcomplex subunit 2 (gene ND-B8). The transcript is spliced from 3 exons. The record is from RefSeq and is a predicted model, not a curated record. NCBI's taxonomy places the organism in Eukaryota, Metazoa, Arthropoda, Insecta, Coleoptera, Cerambycidae. The coding region runs from base 112 to 387 and encodes 91 amino acids.